AUUUCUUUGCAGUUUGUAGAAAUUGUUCUUGAGGUACAUGCAACUCCACAGUAUCCAAAAGAACCUCCUUCUGUUGCUAUUGUGGAUUGCAAGGGUUUGGAUCAACAUAGACAAAAGCAUUUAUUGAAUCAUAUUCAAACUAAAGCCAACGAGCUUUCCCCUGGAUUAAUGCUCGUAGCUCUUUGUGAGGAAGCUGUAGAGAAACUCUCAGAUAUGAAUCAUCCUGAUGGUGAUUGUCCAUUGUGCUUAUUCCCAUUGGUGACAGAAGAACACCAAAGUGAAACCUUGCCUUUUAUGAAGUUAAUGUCUUGCUUUCACUGUUUUCACAGUGAAUGUAUCAUUAGAUGGUGGAAUUGGCUUGAGAGUUCUAAACAAACAGGGUCUUCCAAAUCAGAUAAUGCAACGGCUCGUCGUAACAGGGGUAUGUGUAAUUGUAAAGUUGCAUUUGACGAUAGACAUGUAUAAAUAUAGUUUUCUUCAGUGUGAAAUCAUUCACUUUUACAAAGUAUAGAAGCUUGAAGGACUAAUAAUCUAAUAUUCCUUACUGUAAAUCCUCUUAAGACAUGGUUGGCUCCUAAAUAAAUUCCAAAAUUUUCAAAUUUAGUUUGA
Lathyrus oleraceus (garden pea) is the source of this 609-nucleotide messenger RNA. RefSeq lists its product as uncharacterized. The annotation marks the transcript as partial. Gene Ontology annotation, cellular component: nucleus. Gene Ontology annotation, biological process: protein ubiquitination. Gene Ontology annotation, molecular function: ubiquitin protein ligase activity; protein binding. The transcript has 4 exons. Lineage: Eukaryota; Viridiplantae; Streptophyta; Magnoliopsida; Fabales; Fabaceae. The record is from RefSeq and is a predicted model, not a curated record.